CUGCACCCGCGGCUUUCACUGCGCUCCGAGAAGAAACCUGCAGCGGACGCACCACGCCGAACAGAUUCAUCUGUGGUUCUUUCCCCCUCUCUCUCUCUGUCUGUGCUACACUCCGAAGAUCAGGAUUCUGUACACCGAUCCCAUCAGGUGUUUGUCGCACUGAUUUCCUCUGAAAGACUCUUUAGGGCCCCGGUCCCUCCACCUAAACACGCCACCUAUCAUCACUGGAGUCUACCACCACCUAGACAGGAGUAAGGAGUGACCCCCUCCCCUCUGGUUCAGAUGGCAGACGGUCGGCAGCCUGAGGGCAGCGCCCCCCAGUGGUCAUCUCCAGGAGCCCAGGGCUCAUCCUCCCCUGGUGGACACGGAGAGAAUGGCUUCUCAUCCUACAGGGCUUGCCAACCUGGUGAUGCCCACGCUGGUUCUGCAACCUCCUACGCCAAAGAGAAUGGCUUCAACGGAGACCUUACUUCUGGACACGCUGUGACUGCGGAGCAAGUGUCGGCGCGGAUCGUGCAGGAAGUUACGGCUGAAGCGGUAGCUGUACUGAAGGGAGAGCAGGAGCAGCAUCCGGACUCUGCCGUCAGGCUGCCCUCAGUGGAGGACUCUGCAAAUCUGCCACCCUCUCCUCCUCCGUCCCCAGCAGCAGAGCAUUUCGGGCCUUUGGAGCAAGAUGUAGGGGAUGAGGAGGAAGCAGGUCCUCUCCGCCGCUUCCAAAAUUCUCGCGAGAGGUGCAAGUUCCUCGCCCCCUCCAUCUCAGUGUCUGUGCCUGAAGAUGACCCGUACCACUCUGAUGAGGAAUACUAUGAGCACCCUUUAUUCAGCCCAGAGUGGACGCGCUCUGGCUCUCGCCCCCCGGGGCAGGCCGCUGCGUUUAGACAGAUCGAAGAAGAGGAGACCAUAGAGAGUCUCUCAGCUGGGGAGGAGGAAGAGGAGGAGACUUCAGAAACCGCAGCAACAGCAGCAGCUCUAGAGGAACAGGAGGAGGAGGAUGAGUGGAGUGGGGAGGAGCCUGAGCAGGAACCCCCAUCUGAGCUCCUAGAGCGGGCAGAGGUCAUAGGUGAGGCCCAGGCUCUGCCCAGCCUGCAGGCCGAGGCUGUGCUUCACACACAGGCAGGGACUGCUGCCAACGAGGCCCCUAAUGGGAGAGCUGAGGAUGCAGGGGGGCAAGAAAGCCCUGCAGAAGCUGUGAAGAUGGAAGAAGAGAGGCCAGACAGCGAGAGGGCAGAUCCCAUUGGCAUGGACUUCACUGAAUCUGCAGUGCAUCUAGAUGAUCUCCCGUCUUACCAAAGCCUUGCCAGAGACACAGAUAUGCCAGAAAGCCCCUUUGGUCAAACAUACCCUAUGGAGGAUUUUGAAGUGCCUCCAAGUGGCCAGGGUCAUGCCAAAGAAACUUGCGAGUCUCCAACUCAAAUGCUGGAUAGUCGAAGUGGUAUUGUGAUUCAGCCUUCAAUUGAAACACAUGACUCUAGCAAUAUACAAGAGGUAAAAUCAGGACAGGAACAAGACAAACAAAUGGAAAUAGUAGCCUCAAUGAAACCUGAUGAACAAGAAGUGGAAGUUAAGGACAAAUCUGGAAUGUCUGCUUAUUUUGAAACCACUACAAUUAAGACAGAUACUGCCAGGUCUCAAGAGGAAGGGUAUUAUGAGCUUAGUGUUACAUCAGAAGAGCAAAAGGACACUGUUGGUAACCUGCCACUUCCUGAAAUCAGCUAUAGCACCCUGGUUCAAACACACUCUUUGGAAGUCACGGCAGAUUUUCCAAAAAGUACUGCAGAAACACUGAAGACCCCAUCACCAGUAGACAGGCUCUCUCCAGGAAAACUGGCUCUAGAGCAAAGAAGCUACUCUUUGAAUAUCACCAUUGGGGCAGUGGAUCAUGGUGAAGCCCAAGAAUGUCCCAGAAACUUUUCUCCAUUAGCCUCUGACAUCCUGUCUCACACCAGUGGGAGCCUUGAUGAAUCUGCCGAUUACCUUCCUGUCACCACUCCUUCAGUAGAGAAGCUCCCUGAAUUUCCUCCUCUGAUCCUCGAGACAACUGCCUCUGCCACAGCUCCAUCACCUUCACCUCCCCAUGCAACAGUUAGUGAUGUAAAGACAAGUCUGCAAGCAGAGUCCCCAGAAUCACCUGUCCCUUCUAAGUGCUGUUACAAUAACGGCACAGUCAUGGCCCCAGACCUACCUGAAAUGCUUGACCUGGCAGGUAGUAGAUCAAGGCUGACAUCAGAAAGCACAGACCCAGAGAUUAUGAGGAGGAAGUCCGUCCCUAUGGACAUGUCUUCUCUUGUGAGUGAUUCUUUAGCAAAUUUGUUUAAAGGUGACCAAAGUCAGAUGGCUGCAAAGAGAGAGAUACAGAUGGAGGAGCAAGGGUAUUGUGUCUUUAGUGAAUAUUCUGGUCCUAUGCCAUCUCCCGCUGAUGUGCACAGUCCAAUAGAUUCUUCUUCUCAAAUAUUUAACACUGUGAUAGAGGAAAAGGAAACUGGUUUUGUUGCAGGUGGACAGGAGUGCUUAUUGGCUGAGGAUCUGACAACAACAGAGGUUGUCGCACCACAGGCAAAACUAGAGGAAGAAAAGAACAGGGAGGAAGAUUCCUUUGAAAGAGAAAGUACUACUGUGACAAAGAAAGACGAGUUUGAUAUUUUAUCAAGAGACAUCAAGAGUGCAACUUUAUCUGACAAUGAUAAAGGACAGUUAGACAAACAAGCCGAAACCUUCAUCACACCAAAGGUGACUGUAACCCUGGAGGAUACCAAGCCUGACCUUGAUGCAGGUACUAAUUUUGCAGCUGAAACUGAAGCUGAAAUAGCCGACUAUGAGAGGCAAAUACGCAAGUUGGAGAUGGAGGACCGGCCUUUGAGUGUAGAGGAGGAAAGAGAGCUCCAGGAGCUUAGAGAGAAAGUGAAGAAUAAACCAGACCUUGUGCACCAAGAAGCUUAUGAGGAGGUGGAUGCAGAAGAUGCGUACCAGCUCACUGGAGCUGCAAAGGACAGGAUUGCAAGGCCCAUUAGGCCAUCCCCAGCAUCUUCAGUAGAAAGUGCCACAGAUGAGGAGAUGCUGACGAGACCUAAAUCACCAGCAGAGAAAGAGGCUCUUAAAACAGACCCUAAUAGAUUAUCUCCUGUUGGAUCUUUUGAAAAAUACUUUAGAGAGGAAAGACCUUCUGAACAGGAGGUAAAACAGAAAGAUAAAAGUGUUGAGGAGAAAGAUAAAACUGUGGAGGAGAAACCUCAGCAAGCUCCUUCAAAGACAGAAGAGGCUCCUUGUGCCACCAAAGUACCUCAAGGAGUAGAGGAGGUGGAGAAAGAUAAAACUGUGGAGGAGAAACCUCAGCCAGCUCCUUCAAAGACAGAAGAGGUUCCAUGUGCCACCGCAGUACCUCAAGGAAUAGAGGAGGAGGUGGAGCUUGCUGAGGAGCCUAAGGAGGUUGAGCCAGAAACAAAACCAGCUUUGAUUUCAAAUUUGGAGGAGAGGCCAGUGGCAGAUAAAACUGAGCCAGCUGAGGUUGCUGUAGAAAAAGAGGAGGUUAAAGUUGUCGAGAAAGAAGAAGAAGUAGAAGAAGUCUUGGAAGGGGCCAAGGCAGCAGAGGACACUGUUGAGCCUCGAGCUGCAAUUGAGUCUGUAGUUACAGUAGAAGAUGACUUCAUCACAGUGGUGCAGACCAUUGAUGAGCGGGAAGUCUCUGGACACAGUGUAUGCUUCUCUGCCCCCUCUGAAGAGGAACCUCCACAACUCCUCCAAGAAGAGGAAGAGUCUGUGGAAAAAGCACAAAAAGUCGAAAUGGAGGCUGCAAGUUUGGAGGAAAUCCUAGAUGUCCCAGAACCUGUUGAAUCUCCUGUAUGUCCAGUUAAGGAGAUAGAAGUACAAGAGAGUGAGGCUCCAACUCAAAGCUAUGAUGACUACAAAGACGAAACUACCAUUGAUGACUCCAUCUUAGACAGUUCCUGGGUGGACACUCAAGAUGAUGAUAAGAGCAUGGCCACAGAGAAAAUUGAACCUCUGCCCAUAGUGAUGAGCCCUGUCAAGAAACCAUCUGCAGAGAAACCGGUCAAACACAGGACUAAGGGCGGCAGGGCCAAAGGACGAAUUACCACACCUGAACGCAGACCUGUUCGCAAGGAGCCGGUACCCAUCCAGAAGGAAGAGCUGAAAAAGAAAAAAGCUGUGAUUAAGAAGUCUGAGCUCGCAAAAAAAUCUGAUAUUCAGACAUUCUCUCCUUCCCGGAAAAGUGUUUUAAAGACUACCGUAAGGCAUCCUAGGCCUACCCAACACCACGCGUGUGUUAAGCGGAAACCCACAGUGUCUGCGGAUGGGCGACUGCCAUUCAGUGUGGCCAGGCACUCCAGAGAUCGGGCAUCUACCUCCAACCCUACAACACUAACAAAGAUACCAUGCACCUCUAAAAUGCGGGCAGCGGCCUUGGUGCCAGCCCGGCCAAACUCAGCCUGCUUAGCCCAUAAAAAGAGCCCAUUGGUUGAGGCGGAUCUUUAUGAGCCCCGCCCUUCUUCAGCGGGCCCACAAGAAUCACUAAACAUACAUGUAGUGAAGGAUGGUGGUUCUCGGAGCCCGGAGAAGAGGUCGUCCCUGCCACGGCCAGCCUCCAUCCUCACCCGCCGUUCACGCACAGCUGAGCAUGAGGAGAGUUCCACUUCCAUUACCAGCUCUGGGUCCACAGCACCACGCAGGCCCACAUCAUUCCAUACUGAAGUAAAAGCAGAGCACAGGAAAGGCAGGUCUGCUAGCAUGACAGGCACAGAGUCUGCUAGGUCCCGCUCGGCCCGCAGUGGCACCUCCACACCACGCACGCCCGGCUCCAUGGCCAUCACCCCUGGCACCCCUCCCAGCUACUCCUGCCGUACCCCGGGUACACCUCGCACCCCAGGCACCCCCAGAUCUCUCAGCCUGCUGUCCCAGGAGAAGAAAGUGGCCAUCAUCCGCACACCUCCGAAAUCACCCGCAACAACCCCUAAACAGCUGCGUGUUCUUAACCAGCCAUUGCCUGACCUCAAGAACGUCAAAUCCAAGAUCGGCUCCAUCGACAACAUCAAGUACCAACCCAAGGGGGGGCAGGUGUACAUUUCAACUAAGAAGAUUGAUCUUAGUCAUGUGACCUCCAAGUGUGGAUCUUUGGAUAAUAUCCGCCACAGGCCAGGGGGUGGCCAUGUGCGCAUUGAGAGUGUGAAGCUGGACUUCAGAGAAAAAGCCCAUGCAAAGGUGGGCUCCCUGGACAAUGCUCACCAUGUACCUGGAGGAGGCCAUGUACAGAUCGAAAGCCAUAAGCUGUCAUUCCGGGAUGCUGCCAAAGCACGUGUGGAUCAUGGGGCGGAGAUUGUGAUUGAGACGGCCGGGCUGUCGGGUGGCACCUCCCCUCAGCGGCACAGCCACAUGUCCUCGUCUGGGAGCAUCAACAUGCUUGAGUCUCCACAGCUGGCCACGCUGGCUGAGGAUGUGACAGCCGCCCUGGCCAAGCAGGGCUUGUGAAUCCCCAACCCCUCUCCACCAGUCCCCAGUGUCUAGCAACAUUGUUCAACUAGCCCUCUGCUCAAUCUACAGUAGCUCUUCUUUCAGUGGUUUCACGGUUGGUACAAAUCCCUUCUCCCCCUGGUAUUUAUGAAAGACUGUACAAUUUCACUUUCAAUGCACACCUCUAAACACACUUCCCUCUUCAUCAGCCAACAAUCUUGCAGAACCCUAUUGUGACUAUCUAAACACAGAAAAAAGGAUUUUCUCUGUUUAUUUUUUGAUCAUUUUAAUGAAUAAUGACUUAGCUAGAGAGGUACCUGUGCUUUUUAUUACUCAUGUUAUGUGUUUGACUUUUUAUGGUGGUGUACAGACAGUGCUCUCAAAUGCUGGACAAGGGUCAGCCUUAAGUAUGUUGCGUGAAGUCGGUUGGCAGUAUCAUGAAUCAGAACUAUUUUCUACGUGAGAAUAUGGCACGAUGAUUCCAUACUGCACGUAUUUCUUUUGCCCAUUCAGUGCAUGAACUCAAAAAUAAAAAUUUCCCCUGCAAACAAAAAAUAUAAUACUAGGGAAUAUAAUUAUAAAUAUACCGGCUCUUAAUCUCAACAUCUCAUGCUCAGUUGAAAAAGAAAAAAUUAUUACUACGAUAACUUAUACGUGUACAAUUGCAUUAUUAAAAGAAAUCUUAGAUAGUAUUACGAGCAUGUAUUCUAGUACACAAAAGUGGCUAUUUUCUAUUUCAAGGGAUUUUAGUAAGUUAUUUGCCGAAACAUUGGAUAAAAUGAACACUUCAUGUUUUUUGUAGAUAUUAGUGAUGAUGUUAAGCUUGUACAUCAUUUCAGGUGACUGCACUGACAUUGCCCAGGGGUCCAUGUUGCACUCCUGCCUUUGCUGUUGGUAAGAAAAGCGGAUCUUUGUUGGAACAUUUUAAGCAGAUUUGUGCUUUAAAUUACACAUGAUGGCUAUAUCGCAAACAGUAUUACAUUUAAGGUGCUGUAAGCGAUUUUUUUAUGGAAUGACACGCAGAAAAUGUCCCUAUUACCUGACAGACAUCACUGAAAUAGGUGUCUUGAAAUAUAUUUCUUCUGGCUCUGUAAACAGCGGAAGAAAAUGUUACUGUGGGCCGCUGUCAGAUUCUUUGUUUAGCCAGUCAGAAGACUUUGAGGCACUUUCUGCCUGUCAAUCAUUUUGCGUGUUCACAGGGCAGCCCAUAUAUGGGCAGCAUGAAGCUGAGAGGGCAGUAGUUCAAGCAGAACAUUUAAGUAACGUAAAUGCCACAUUCAGCUUCAUAAGCAGUGUUCAGUUUGUUAGUUGAUAGUUUGUCAUGUGACAAGCGUUGCUUUUGAUAACGCUGAGAUAAUUCAAUGCUGCUGAGAUAACUCAGUGUUGCUCACCAGCUCCAUUUCUGACCACAACAGUUGUUUUGGACAGAGGGGGUGUGUCUAAUUCUGUAAGAGUGUCUAAAAUCUGGCGGAAGUAAGUUCCAGAACGGCUAGCAUUGCUUACAGCAUCUUUAAUCAAAGGAACAAAGAAAGGACAAGAACAUGAAUCAUGGAGUUUUGUUCAAAUACAGUCAUGUGGCUGGGUCUAACGGCUUUAAAACUGCUGUCUUGAAGUGUGAACCAUGUACCGCCUCUUUUAGAGGCAAGUUGGAAAUCGCUACACUUGGUUAGUGGCUGUCUGAGCGAGAUGGGUGGUGCUGUGGCCCUCAUUUUAUUCUUAAAGGAAUAGUUCACCCAAUAAUGAAAAUUCUCUCUUCAUUUACUUACCCUCAUGCCAUCCCAGAUGUGUGUCUUUCUUUCUUCUGCUGAACACAACCGAAGAUUUUUUUGAAGAAUUUCUCAGCUCUGUAGGUUCAUGCAUUGCAAGUAUAUAGUGACCGGAACUUUGAAGGUCCAAAAAGAAUAUAAAGGCAGAAUAAAAGUUAUCCAUAAGACUCCACUGGUUAAAUCCAUGUCUUCAGAAGCGAUAUGAUAGGUGUGGGUGAGAAACAGAUACAUUUUAAGUCCUUUUUUAAUGAUAAAGUCUCCUCCCUGCCCAGUAGGUGGCGAUAUGCAUGAAGGAUGCAAUUCACCAAAAACAAAAGAAGAAGAACUCUUAGGAGAGAAGAGAAAGCGGACAUUUAUAGUAAAAAAAAAAUACUUAAUUUUUUAUCUGUUUCUCACCCACACCUAUGAUAUCGCUUCUGCAAAUAUGGAUUUAACCACUUGAGACGUAUGGAUUACUUUUAUGCUGCCUUUAUGUGCAUUUUUUACCUUUAAAGUUCUGGUAACCAUUCACUUGCAUUGAAUGGACCAACAGGGCUGAGAAAUUUUUCUAAAAAUCUUUGUUUGCGUUCAGCAGAAGAAAGAAGGUCAUACACAUCUGGGAUGGCAUGAGGGUGAGUAAAUUAUGAAUUUUCAUUUUUGGGUGAACUAUACCUUUAACGUAGGAGCAGCUACUUGGGACUCUGUUGGUGAUCAUAGGCCCUGUUUUUGUCUGCUGAAUUCUGCUUUGAUGCAUAGGUUUCUUUUUUUUUUUUUCUUUUUUGUAUGAGUGAACUUAGGAUGUGGAACAUGAAACAAAGAAAAACAUUAAAACAAACGUAAAAAAGGAUACCCACUCGGCGUGUAUCUGUUUGAAUGCAGUAAUCCAGUAUAUGUUUUCUCUCGUCAUUUGUGGUUCUACCCCUUUUUCGCUAGAAAGAGCUGUUAUUUGUAGGCUUCCGUGUUUCUCGCCCCCCCUGAGCCUUUCCCACCCUUCCCUUAUUCCCACAGCUGUUGUAAAUGUAUUUAAAAGGUCACAUAGAUGUACUCAGUUUUUCUCCUAUUGUUAUGAUAUGGAUUAUAAAUGCCCUUAACAGUUAUGACAAUAAAAAUACAGAAAAUGAACAAAA
Messenger RNA from Myxocyprinus asiaticus (Chinese sucker), 8332 nucleotides. Its product is annotated as microtubule-associated protein 2-like. The coding region runs from base 283 to 5478 and encodes 1731 amino acids. Gene Ontology annotation, cellular component: neuron projection. Gene Ontology annotation, molecular function: microtubule binding. NCBI's taxonomy places the organism in Eukaryota, Metazoa, Chordata, Actinopteri, Cypriniformes, Catostomidae. The transcript has 19 exons. Gene Ontology annotation, biological process: neuron projection development; microtubule cytoskeleton organization. The record is from RefSeq and is a predicted model, not a curated record.